AGUUCUCUAGGUCAUGUCCGUGCGUUUACACGUCUUCCACCCAAUCGACGCCCUCCAAUACAAUAACAAACCUUUCAUUUUUUCAGUCAACUUUUCUUACCAGCCGGUUCUGUGAGUAAGUUUUAAAAGUAAAAAGAAAAGUCGAUUCCGAAAAUUUGAAUUCCGAAUUCGCGCGCCCGUCGCAUCGUCGUAUCAUCGAGGAUCGGGACGUGAUAGUGUUUUGUUUUGGCUGUAAAUUAAAAAGUGAGCAAGUGAAAAUACGAUGUGAACAUGAAGUAAUUAUACAGUGAUUGUGCUCUAGAUGGCCAGUGAUCACGACACUUGUGGAAUGCAUUGGGCGACAGUGUGAGUCGAAUCCACCCCGUUCGACAUUCGAAAUGCCGCGACAAUAGUUCCAAUUUCAAAAACCGGAAGCAGCAUGGGCAGCGGGCUCAGUAGCGCCGCCAGCCGGAAGUGGUCGACCGGAAAGCGAAAGAAAGAGCGGGAAACGCCCAAUCAUGCGGAGUCUUCGCGGGUGCUGUUUCUGCUAUACCUGAUCCAUAGGACGUGGAAUGUCGUACUUGAGCAUGUAGAUACGAAGAGUGGGAGAUGGCGCGGGUCACGCACGGUGCCGACGAGCGCGGGCGGCAAGGACUCCGUGAGCCUGGUGUCGGACGGCUCCGAGGGCUCCAGCUACAGCCAGUGCAGCUGCAGCUACUGCCGCCUGCGACAGUGCGCCGAUCAUUGUGUCAGUGAACUGACGCUCGGCGACGGCAUGGCGAGCUGCGGCGGCUGGAGCGAGGAGCCCGUGCCCAAAGACAAGCAGCGCCCUCCAAUCUACAACCCGGAGGACUACGCGACGUCUCUCCGCAAGUGGGGCAAGAAGUCGGGCGCGGCCGGCCUGUACGAUGCGGAGCCGCAGGACAAGGCAAGGACCCUGCCCACUCCCGGGAGCAAGGACUACAGGAACCCGUGCCUGGAGAUGGGCGAGGAGAUGAGCCUGCGGCAGUUCGGCUCCCCCAGCGAGCUGCUCACCAAGCUGCGGGCUGACCUGCGCCUCUCCUUCCCCAGUUUCAUCCAAGAGUUCGCGGGCGAGCCGCUAGAUGGCGUGACGCUGCUGCUGGAACUCCUGCGCAACGUGCAGCUCAGCCAAUCAGGGGACGGCGCGAAGGGGCCGCCGCUCGUGCGCAGGAGACCCUUGCUGGAUGAGCUGGCUUGUCUGCAAUGCCUCUGGAGCUGCUGCAGCCGCUACCCGGAGUGCGUGCGGCGCGUGGCGGCGGGCCCGCACGGCGCCUACACGCUCACCGUCACCAUCAUGUCCUCCGUCAACAAGUGCCGCGUGCUGGGGCUGCAGCUGCUGACAAAGGCGUGCUACCCGCCAGCCAACGGGCACGCCGCGGUGUCGGAGGCGCUGUCCACGCUGCGGCUGAGAUACGGCGAGCCUGUCAGAUUCAGGUUCCUGGUAGGCAUGCUGCAGAGCGCGGGCGGGUCCGGGGAGCUGCAGGCGGCGGGGCUGGCCUUCAUCAACGCGCUGCUGGUGAGCGCGCCGUCGCCGCAGCGCCGCCUCUACAUCCAGGCCGAGCUGGAGCAGGCUGGGAUAGAUAUUGUCACGCUGAAGAAGAUGGUCUCCAAACUGCCAAACACGACGAGCCAGGUGAUGAAAGAGAUAGAGAACUAUGAGAAGCAGCUGAUCGACAUCGACACGCUGAGCGAGAAGGCAAACGAAGCCGUGAAAGAGAAGGACGAUCUGAGAAACAAACUGGAACUACUUGAGAAGAGAGUUAAGAUACUCCAAGAAGAAAAGGGCAUCCUGCUAUCCUUGGAGAAAUGUCUCAAAGAGAAAUGCUGUGAGCUCCAGGAAGAGGUGUCCACGUUGAGGUCCGAACAUGGAAACUCCAACCGCAAGAAGUCAUUCUGUGUCAAGAAGAAAAACUCAGUGCGGUUAAAUAGAGAUGAGUCAUCUCCCCCAGAGGAUGAAGGAAUAAGCUCCUCAGAAAGAUCGCUGAGUCCAGAAGGUGACAUGCAAAGAGAGUCCAUGGUAUACGAAGUCUUCAACGUCAAAAACGAAACAUACGAUUUAAUGCGAAACAAGAGAACUCUACACAAGAAACUUGACAGAAACAAUGACUACAAGAAAUCAUCUGACGAAGAAGAAGAAACCACUAUCGAUGACGUCAUACAAGAAUUACGAAACAUCGUCAACGAUGCGGAGUCUGAACAUUACGACAAAGAAAAGAAUGGCUUUCACGAUGAUAAAUCAUCCAGGUGCAAUCAAACGUCAGAAACUAACGUUUCUGUUAAUGUUAUGGAAUGCAAGAAGCAUAGAAACCUCGAAAAAGAAGACUCGAUAACAAGCACUCGUCAUAGCAUUCACAUUGCUGAUAGCACGGAGUAUCUGAACGAAGUAAGAGAUGAGGAUGAUGACGAAACAGAGAUUGUUCCGAGCAAGAUUCUUCCUCAUCCACCGAGAAAGUCCAAGAGCCUGAUUCAUUUAUUCCCACCGGUAGACCAGGGGUUGGUAUACAACAAGCCUCCUGAUAUAUACGAUGAAAACUUUUACUCCAGUGAUGAGGGCUCCGAUUCCCUGCUGAGUUCAUCCAGAUGUCGUAAUGAGGUGACCAAAAAACCUUCAGUGUCCAGUUUUGAUUUUCAGGAAUGUCGCGCCAUUUUCAACUCUUUGGCUGAAGGCACUAAAAGAGAAGAUAACGAACUGAGACAAUCGAGAACGCGCUCGAGGGAAGAGUGUCGGAGGAACUCAAUCAAACGAAGCGAGUCAUUCCAGGCUUCGGAAAAGGGUUCAAGGCAACGCGAAUAUAUCGACAGCUUGUUCUACAACGAUAGUCACAACUCGAUGAUCGAAGCCUCCAAAAGCCCAUUACAAAGAUCUGGAUCCAAAAACAGUCGCGUAGACGAAAUCGUUAGUCUGAUUGAGUCAAAAAAACUUACAAAAAGCUUGGAUCGUAUCGAUGAAGGUCUGAAUUCCAUGGUCGACAUUGUGAUGAUGGCCGAGCCCAAGAAAUCCGGUUGGCCCUACAGAUCCUCGUCCAGGACUAACAGCGACAAUGGGAAAGAGACGCCAUUAAUUGCUAUCACCAAGUCAACGAGCAGACAAAACAAUUACCAUCACAUGAGGUACGACUCCAGGUCCAGCAAGGACCGUGGCUCGCCGAACAAGGCCGAGUCUCCCCAAAAGUUCUACUUGCCGAACUCGAAGCGUAGCUCCGGAUCAUUCGAGAAUCAAACUGGAUCUUCGUACAAUAACACUUCGUUUCUGGUGAAGAGGGGGCACACCAACGCUGGGUUCUACUCGGGUACUCCGAUCAUGCGGGACGCGCCUGCCAGUAUGACCAGCCUCGUGAUGAACGGCACCCACAGCCACGGGGACCUCAAGAGGACCCUCUCACCCAUCGGAGGACAAAAGAACAACUUCAUGGGCAUCCCGAAAGUAACUGAUAUGCCGUCAGGGUUAUACUGAUCAUUCUUCAAGUAAUAGUUAAUUUAAAACCAACGACUAAUUUAAGAAUUUGUACCUUAAAAUAAUAACUAUGACUAGUGCAAUAUUCUGAUAAGAUAACGAGUUAGAUGGUUGUUUGUUAGUGUUAUUUCUGUGUAUAUUCCACUAAUGUUAAGAGGUUUCAACUGUCUAUAUAAUAUACCAAUUAGUAGUUUUUGAGAUCAUAUUAAGUAUAUCUUAGUAAUUUUGUAAUCAGGCAAAAUUUGCUUAAGAUGACCAUAAUUUUUGGUAUAAAUCUUUUAAGCGAUUUAUAUAAUAUUUGUAUCUAACAUCUAAGCGUAUUGAAAUACAUGUGAGGUU
Messenger RNA from Plutella xylostella (diamondback moth), 3793 nucleotides. RefSeq names its product multiple wing hairs (gene mwh). Gene Ontology annotation, molecular function: actin filament binding; small GTPase binding. NCBI's taxonomy places the organism in Eukaryota, Metazoa, Arthropoda, Insecta, Lepidoptera, Plutellidae. Gene Ontology annotation, biological process: regulation of cell shape; cell migration; cortical actin cytoskeleton organization. The record is from RefSeq and is a predicted model, not a curated record. Gene Ontology annotation, cellular component: cytosol.